Pelobates cultripes (western spadefoot toad) is the source of this 8608-nucleotide messenger RNA. The record is from the annotation of a GenBank genome assembly. Lineage: Eukaryota; Metazoa; Chordata; Amphibia; Anura; Pelobatidae.
AUGAUAGAGAACAAGGCUGGAGAAUUCAUAUUUAUCAUCCAAGGGUUCAGCUCCUGGACAACAGGCACUGGUUACUUCUGGGGACUGAGUGAGUGUGCUCAGGUAAGUGCUGCCCUGAGUGAACUCUGAGUACUGAUCCAAUUUACCUGCUGUCUGUGUAGUUCAGAGUUACCCCUCACCUAAUCAUUAUACUCCAUGGGACCCUUCCUAUAGAGCCAGGGGACCGUCUGCACUUACACCCUAUGGGGCCCUCCUCACACAGCCAGGGGUCCCUCUGCACCUACACCCUAUGUGGCCCUUCUCACACAGACAGGGGUCCCUCUGCACCUACACCCUAUUGGGCCCUUCUCACAGUACCAGGGGUCCUUCUGCACCUCCACCCUAUGGGACCCUUCUCACAGUGCCAGGGGUCACUCUGCACCUACACCCUAUUUGGCCCUUCUCACAGUACCAGGGGUCCUUCUGCACCUCCACCCUAUGGGACCCUUCUCACAGUGCCAGGGGUCACUCUGCACCUACACCCUAUGUGGCCCUUCUCACACAGACAGGGGUCCCUCUGCACCUACACCCUAUUGGGCCCUUCUCACAGUGUCAGGGGUCACUCUGCACCUACCCUAUGGGACCCUUCUCACAGUGCCAGGGGUCCCUCUGCACCUACACCCUAUGUGGCCCUUCUCACAGUGCCAGGGGUCCCUCUGCACCUCCACCCUAUGGGGCCCUUCUCACAGUGCCAGGGGUCCCUCUGCACCUCCACCCUAUGGGGCCCUUAUCACACAGCCAGGGGUCACUCUGAACCUCCACCCUAUGGGGCCCUUCUCACACAGCCAGGGGUCACUCUGAACCUCCACCCUAUGGGGCCCUCCUCACACAGCCAGGGGUCCCUCAUUGCCUGCUUGGUGUCAGUACCAGGAGUGCUUAGUGUGUGUUGCUAUUAUUAUGGAGACUGAUACAAUGUGUUCUAUAGAGAAGAAUCAUUUCAUUAUGCAGUCACGGGUGUAUGCCAGGCUAGAAUAACUCUUAUCACGCUCAGCCAGAAAUACUGCGAGUGUGAGUGUCUGUGUGUGAGUGGUAUCCACUACAAUUUAAAUUGUAACCCUUAGUGCCCCGGUUAAUGUUUUGGACAUAGCCUUUAAAGGGUUAAUGAAAAGCCCUGGUCCCCAUCAUCCAGACGACUAGCUGCGAGUGAUGGGAGCUGGCUAACGUUCGCUGAGAGGCUACACUGAGACGGCUGUGGUAGAGCUGUAUCUAAAGUGCAUAUCAUCUAAAUCUACUGUAUGCAACAAUAUAGGGAAUAUAUAUUCAGUUGUUUUCCUCUUUGUAAUUAUUAUAAUAUUAUUAUUAUUAUUAUUACUACUAUAGGGCGCCAACAUAUUCCAUAGCGCAGUAUAUCUUGUGAUGCUGUAUGUGGUCCUCAGGCAGCUGAGAGGGUCAGUGUGUGACCUGAUGAUGAGGGGAUUAAAGGAGUCGGAUACUCCAUCCAUGCAGGCAGAUUACAUGCUGGCACUCUGAUAAUGUUAUGUAACACAUGGAGAGCUGCUGGAGUAGGGAGGGGCUGUGCAGUUGUGGCUUUUUAACCCUUUGGUUUGCAGUUUUGUGUUGUUCAACACACUUUUGGCUCUCAAGCUGUUUAUAUAUUUACAGAACAACAGAAUAUUUUAAAUUCUCAGACAGGCAUUCUUAUUCUAAUGUCAAUUUCUAUAGGUGUAUUUAUUUUUUUGUACAAAUUAGGAAUUGUUGAAAAUUAACAAAAGAAGUGCACAUUUUAGAAAAAAAAAAGUCCCCCUUAUUUUGCCCUGAAAUUGCCAAUUCCACCUUGUCUGAGGUAUGCAUAAUACUUGCGCCUCUUUUGUUUAUACAUAGUACCCUCUAUCUCCCCCUCCCACCUUACUAUGAGAGAUUGUAGAAUUGUUUAUUCUCUAAAUAAAUUGAAAUCAGUAUAAUAACCCUGUUACUAAAUUGUACAGGGCCACCCAGCUCAUUGUAGCUAGCUACAUGAAUAAAUAGCUCUGGCACCAGCAGUGAAAGGGUGAAAAAACUAGGGCAAUAGGAAUAUUGUUCAGGUAUUUUGGGAUCUUGUCUUGGAAAGCGGAUUAUUUGGGAUUUUCCAUUAAACCUGCGGCAUUAGAGCGGAUUUUAAGUGAUUAAUGCAGUACUUAGAUUAUCAGACAAAAGCUGCAAUUAUAGAACAAAUUACAUGUAAGACAAUUUAAAAAAAAGGAAAAAUGCGUGCUUUAAAGCAAGUUUGGCAAACGUCAUUUCUGUGAAAAUGUUAAACCAGCUCGUAGAUUGUAAGCUCAUGUGAGCAAGUCCCUCUCACCUCUUGUGCCUGUAAACUUUAUUUCCCUGUCAAUAACUUCAUGCCAUACAUUCCUACUGAAUAAUACUAAAGCACUAUGGAAUAUGUUGGCGCUAUAUAAUGGCUAAUAAUGAUAAAAUGCGUUUUCAGUGAUUUCUAAAUCAACAUCGAAUGAUAUCUUACUUUCUGGAGAGCAACAGAUUUAAAUACAUUUUUAUUUUCUAAAUUGUGGGGAACUUAAAAUUAUAUUGCAAUAUCUAGGCCAAAAUAUUUGGGGGAAAAAUGUAACCUCUUGCCCCGACUUGGCUAUUUUGUCCCCAUUAUAAUCAGUUCACUAUUUAGUUCUUAAACCCCAUUGGAAUGAAUAACUACCUGAGUGAGAUUACGGUUUAUCUUAUUCUGGUAAGCCAUUGUGAGAUGUUGCUAUGAUACGUACAAUAAAGCUUUUUUACUUGACAAACAAUUUGUAGGAAAAGCAUAACUUCCUAAUUAACACAAUUUAUGAGUAACCGCUUGAGUCCAAGGUGUGGAUAAUCUUCAGGUAACUUUCUGUGGGGAAUUCAGUCAUAUGUCGUUAAAAUAUAUUUUGUUAUUUAAUGCGUUGUGAUAAAUGUAAAAAGUGAUUGUGUAAAACGUUAGGCAAUUCAGCCACAAUGAAUGCAAUUCUCCGUCUCAGAUUAGGUAUGUGGAAAUUGCUUGACAAACUAACCUUUUCUUUAACUUUAUUUUUAUUUUAUUUUUUGCAAACCCCUUUAUUCAAGUGACAUUUGAAACAUACGAAAAGUGAUUCAAUAACUCAUAAAUCAUAAAGAAUAACGAUAAAUGGUAUAUCAGCUUCCGUUCAAGUUUACAGACAUUAUGUAUCGUUUGUAGAAUUUAUAAAGAUGGGUCAUUGUGUAUUUCUGUAUGUUAAUUUAUAUAGCACCAACAUAGCUCUAUAGUGGGAUACAUUCAUAUUUUCGACUAAAUGUAUUUUAUUUUUAGUCUGGUUAGGCUCACUUGACUCUCUGAGCCUAAUGGAAAGUGCAGUCCGUAAGAACCCCUUGCAUUCACAUCUCCUCAACUCCUCCAGGGCUGCACCAUUCUUAUGUAAUCCGUUUCCCCACAAAAAUAGAAUUUCCAUUACUUUUCUCUCCACUAAGUAAUCCUUAAAAAUAUCCAAUUCUUUAGGAAAGUAAAUCAAUUGAACAGUUAUUAUUUCUUGCUAGACACCGCAUCUCUUCUGGUCUUCUCAAACCCCACUGUGAUAUCUCUUAAAAAGUAUGUCAUGUAUGUUUGCAGACAUUUUAUUGUUAGGAAACCUUAUAAUAACUGCAUACCUUGAAUUGAUUGAACAUAUAACCUUUGUUACCUAUUUAGAUGAAUUCACUUUUAUGGAGGCCCUUUUGCAAAAAAUUGUAGGUUGCCUUUACCCAUUGUACAAUGCUGAAAAUUAUGCUGGUGUGUUAAAACAUAAUAAAGAUAAAGAAUAUCUACUGCAAGUGUAGUUAUAAAAUAGUCUAACUCGAGCAGGGCAGGUGCAAGGAUUCCUGCCGCCUUAGGCAAAGAUCCGUCUUGCCGCCCCCUCAUGAAUGCAGCUACAUUCUCUCAGUGGUUUAUUCACUAAACUCUGAAUUGCGCUGAAGAGACACUUAGGGAAAAGACGUACGGGUGAGAAAUUUAGAGAAGGAAACAGACCGGGGAGACAUUUAGGGAAAGGAUAGAGACACUCAUCCUCUAUAUGCAUCCACACACAAACUUCCCAAUCAUCCAUACACACACACAUACUGCCCAAUACCUAAAUCCAUACACACAUACUGCCUAAUACAACCAUCCAUACACACAUACUGCCCAAUACAGCCAGUCAUACACACAUACUGCCUAAUACAGCCAUCCAUACACACAUACUGCCAAAUACAGCCAUCCGUACACACAUACUGCCCAAUACAUACAUCCAUACACACAUACUGCCCAAUACAGCCAUCCAUACACACAUACUGCCCAAUACAUACAUCCAUACACACAUACUGCCCAAUACAGCCAUCCAUACACACAUACUGCCUAAUACAGCCAUUCAUAUACACAUACUGCCCAAUACAUACAUCCAUACACACAUACUGCCUAAUACAGCCAUCCAUACACACACACACACAUACUGCCCAAUACAUACAUCCAUACACACAUACUGCCUAAUACAGCCAUCCAUACACACAUACUGCCUAAUAUAGCCAUCCAUACACACACACACAUACUGCCCAAUACAUACAUCCAUACACACAUACUGCCUAAUACAGCCAUCCAUACACACACACAUACUGCCCAAUACAUACAUCCAUACACACAUACUGCCUAAUACAGCCAUCCAUACACACAUACUGCCUAAUACAGCCAUCCACACACACAUACUGCCCAAUACAGCCAUUCAUAAACACAUACUGCCCAAUACAUACAUCCAUACACACAUACUGCCCAAUACAGGCAUCCACACACACAUACUGCCCAAUACAGUCAUCCAUACACACAUACUGCCCAAUACAGCCAUCCAUACACACAUACUGCCCAAUACAGCCAUUCAUACACACAUACUGCCUAAUACAGCCAUCCAUACACACAUACUGCCUAAUACAGCCAUCCAUGCACACAUACUGCCUAAUACAGCCAUUCAUACACACAUACUGCCUAAUACAACCAUUCAUACAAGCAUAAUGCACACACUUUACAUUGAAUGUAUCAUUUAUUUCUGUGAUAAAUUAUGUAUCCAGUGCACUCAGUGGUAUUUAAUUUACAUUGCAGUGAACGUGUCAGACAGGUUCACUUUAAGUAAAACAUUUUUUAGUAUAAUAUAUAACUAUAUUAAUGUAUAUCAUAAAUAUAAUGUAAUAUAUAAAGAGCUAAUUACAUGGUAACACACACAUACUCUCACUGGUAUACACACAAUGUCACUUACACAACCUCACUAAGACACACAUGUUCUCACUGCCACACACAAUGUCACACGCUAUCACUAACACACACUCUCACUGACACACACACAAUGCCACUUAAACACACCAAUUUACUUAUAGUCACACUUUAUUUAUACACACAAACACAGCAAUUUAAAACAACACACACACCAAUUUACAACCAUGCACAAAAUAAUCAGCGCCCUUAUCCUCCGGGUGGGCAAUACCUAAGUGCUGUAACUGGACGAGAAGGGGACCAGCCUAUAGAAAGUGUCCUUUGUUACUGAUGGGGGAGUAGGGCGAGCCGCACCCUGCGAGGUGCCCUGCUCCUAUUGGAGGGUUUCCUAUGUUCACAGCCAGGGGCAGCCGGGAUACCAGAUCACGUCCCUACAGGAAGCAGUGCGUUCUGUUCAGGGGGUGGUUUACACAAAACCCCGCUCCAUGGGCAGAUAAUCGGCGGUGACCGCAUCAAGACAGAGCUGCAUUCCUGGCACUAUUGCUCCCUCUCUCUAUGGGAAGAAUCUGAUGCUGGAUGUCCUCAUGCAGAGCGUGAGGAUGUCCGGCGUGGAUACCGGACCACUGGAGGCUGCAAUGUAAACAUCUCUGGAACUGCAAAGUUUUACAUUACAGCACUAAGUGCAAAAGGGACACUGCACCCAGACCACUUCAAUGAACUGACGUGGUCUGGGUGCAAAUACUGUCCCUUUAAGGUAAUUAUGGUGCUUAGACUGUCCCUUUAAGGGUAUCAUGGGGAAUGUCUGCUGAUGCCACACAUUUACACAUUUAUAUCUGCAGAAACAGUAUUAUAUGGUGAAUCCCAUGGCUACUCAGAACUUCCUAAAGCAGAAAUAAGUGCUUAUAUUUAAACACAUAUUUCCUGUUCAUAUGGAAUUCCCUGAUAAGGAUUUAACGUAAUGCAGCGAAAAAAAUAGAACUAGAUUAACGUUUUCUAAAUGAAUUGCUCGUUCUGCCACCAAAAGGAAUAUAGUGGAUAGUUUGACAACAAGAAUUGUUUUAAUGAAAGCAAUACUUAGUCUUUCAGCACUCUCAGCCAAUCACCUCUCUCCAAACUGCUCCAUCUGAACUGGCUGUGUCGCUUACAGUGUUUCUUUAACUUUUUAAAUUAAGGCCACAAAUACAAAUGGCAUAUUCCGUUUUUAUAAUACUGUAUACAAUUUUAAAAUACGAAUUUUCACAAAAUAUUUAUACGUCUUUAAAUCACAAUUAUGUUUGAGCAUCAAGAGGCAUUCAUUUACAUCCUCGGCCUUGUGUUUGUUCGAGGUUUAUGGAGCCAUAACUCGCAGUGCUACCUGUGUCUGAUCCCACGUUUGGUAAAAUUAGUGGCAUCCUCCUUUAUCAAAUUGCUGAAGUCAGCUCUAUGACAAGACUUCAAAACCAUGCAUUUAAUGGCUUAUUUAAAUGGUCUGGGCACUUGUCAAAAAGAUGACGUGUUUAGGUAUGAAAAAAAAAAUCAACUCUCUGUAUUCAUGUUAUUGCGGCCCAGACAUAUCUAAGUGAACUUUUUUUAAUAUGACAGCCAUUUAUACAAAUGAUCUUUUACUGUUUGUUAAGUAAAUGAACUCAAGUGCCAAGGGAUUCCCACUAUAACCGAGAGCAGGACUAGAGGAAUCCUAGAUAUACGUCAAAGCUAACUAGCAAAAAAACUUCCUGGCUGCCACCGAGCGAAAACUCUCAUAAUGCUUAGCCAGCGUGCCUUUAGGCUGGCAGAACGUAAUGGGAGUUUUAGUUCUACAACAACUGAAGAGGUACUUUUUAUCUGUUCAUAUUUAAAUGUGGACGUUUGGCUUCAUUCGCCUGCUCACGUUUGUGAGUGUUUAUUUAACACCAGGUGCCAGGUUUAGGAUUGGCACAAAAUGUCCCUGUGAUUUAUUUUUUUAAUUAUUUUUUUUUUUAUAAAUUUAAUCAUUAUUGACACAGGAUACAAGUUGCUGCAAAUUCAGGCAGAGCACAUGCCAGAGUCAGUGCUGGAAUUUUAUUUUCCACCUGGUGCUGCUGAUAACAUACUUGGCUCUCUUGAGUGCCCGCCGCAUUGAUUAGCAAAGAGUCAUGUUGGGUCAGAAGCAGGGACAAAAUAAGUAAUUUCAUUAAAAUAUAAAAUAAUAAUUUAAAGGGCAUUUAUCCCCAGUACAUGAGCUCAAGCACAUCCCUCACAUGUGCAUACACUGGGACAGCUUCAUAGCUCUCCUUUAACUAUACAGAAUGUCACAAACAGGCGUUGUGCGGGACAUUCCAUGUGUAUCUCUGGAGCAGGAGUUUCCCUGAUUCUUACAUUAUUUGCAUGCACUAAUAAACUGUCCAUCGUCGUCCCUCCAAGCAGCCAUUGAGCACAUCAUUUGCAUCCAACAUGAGGGUGAAAGUUAGGACAUGAUAAUUUAGUGGUAACAAACACCUGCCCAGAACAUUACCUGUACCCACUUUAACCAUUUCAUUAGGGCAAGUAAUUAAAGGGUUAACAAAAAAAAACAGGUUUAGGCAUGGUCAGUAGGUGUGCGUUUUAGGGUUUAAUGUACAGGUUAAAAGAAGGCAUUAGGUAAAUUCUGAUCACUUCUCGAUAGCAUAACCUAUUUACAAACUCACAGGGGGGGGGGGACAGUUCUGUUUGUAAGAAAUAUAAAUGGAUUCAAUGUAUUUUAUUGUAUCAAAAUUGACAAAAUAACUAAGCAAUUUAAAAAAAUAAAAAUUGGUAUAUAUGUAAUGACCUAUAGUCAGCUGUUUGGUAACUCACAUUAAAAAACCUCCCAGUGCUUAUCUUAAAUGAAAUUAAUUUGAAAAGAAUCUCUGAGUCUGGUAAAGGAAGUAGAUAAAAAGUGAAUUCUGCGUAACAAGGAGCACCUGGAGUUGCUAUGCAGCUGUGGAAUUUGGUUGGUGGAGAGUUUUAUUUUUAACUCUUUCAGUGCUGGAGUAAUAACACAAAAUAACACUUAAUGUGCCGGAGUCACAAGCAGCAAUUAAAUUAUCUUGAAAAUAUCCAGCUACACACAAGGAACACUGAGCAAACAAACUGUUAUGGUGACACGUGAUCAUCCCAGCCAAGUGUCACUAGAGAGUUUAAGCUACAGGUGUAAAAUGAUGGGUGUUGACAUGCAAAUUAUUACCCUACCAACAGUGUCAAUGGAAGACCUUAAAUAAGUGAAGUGGGUUUUUUUUUCAGAUGGUUUAUGAUCUCAGCUAUAGUCAAAACACUUGCAGCACAUUCAGCCAGAGCUUUGUCAUUUACAUGUGUUUUUUUCUCCCCCCCCUUUCUCAUUUACAGCUGCUUUGUUUAUGGAGGUUUGGACUGGGGCCCAGCACAGAACUUCUCAGUUCAUCUUUUCAGGAGAUGUUGCUGUCCUGGAAGGGACAGAGCCAUUUGGAUCCCUGUUUCUGA